AUGAACGGUAGUGUGGGGGUGGCCGCGCACAACGCGCAGAUGUGGCGGCGCUCACCAGAGCUGCAGUCAGUCAGAGACCCCUCAUCCCCGUGCGUCCCGGAGGACGCCGGAAGUGCUGUCGAGUCGAAAGAGAAAGUUGUACGCAUUGUGAUGGGUUCGUUGUCAGUAGUGGAUUGGGUGCGCAGCCAGUGGCUACUGUGGCUCUUUGUGCUCAGCAUAGGCAUGGCGUAUUACCGUCCCACCUCUAUGGACAUCGCCACCAGUGCCUGGAGUCGCAUUCUCGUAUUUGCAUCAUUUACACUCAGCGGCGCAUCGUUUCCUGACCUUGAUAAGAGCGUCACAUUGCGCUUCAUUGGCCCCGCCAUCGCCGUGGGCAUCAUGAACUUUAUCAUCUCCCCUAUUUUGGGUAUAGUAGUUUACACGAUACUUCAUGGCAACAGCGAGACCCACUAUUUAUUCGUUGGAUUGAUGUGCGCGUUUUGCCUCCCCCCGUCUGCUAUUCUUUCUGUGGCAGCAUCCCGUUCAUCGCAGGGAAACGAGGCUCUCGCACAGUCCCUCAGUGCCAUCGGAAAUUUUAGUGGGGUUAUUGCUUCGCCGUUACUCAUGUUGGCAUGUAUCUCGCUCUCGCAUUAUGCCAAACUUCCGAGUACCGUUGAUAUGUUGCUUUUCCCAGUAACUGUCAUUGGUCCCUUUUUGAUUGGGAUCUUGGCGCAGAAGGGCUUUGCGUGGGUGUCACAUCGUCGCAUCACAGGGGAGGAUCGUAACGAUACUCGCUUCAACAAGGCUGAAGUAGUGCGUUCUGAACUGUGUGAUGGCAGUCUCGUGCACUGGCGACAACGUGCAGUUCAGAUGAAUUGUUUUGUGAUGCUCUUAUUGAACUAUUUUAUGUUUAGCUCUUUCUUCACCCAGCCGCUUGCCCCAGGUUUGUUAACAUGGCGAGGGGUUGGGCUUGUGGCGUCUCUGGAGCUUGCGAUAUACGCUGUGCUAUGUCUCGUUGGUUGGCCGUUGGCCUCGAUGAUCACUGCCACACCCGAGGAGCGUAUUGCGGUAUUCUUUGCCUUGGUUACGAAGUCUGAAGUGCUUGUCGUCCCGAUCAUACUGCACCUCUUCCACGAGAAUCGACAAGCGGCUGUGAUACUGCUUCCCUCGCUGCUGUAUCAUCUUGUCCAAGCAUUUGCUACAGGCGUGCUGAGUUUUCCGAUACGACGGUGGCGGUAUCGCUACAACUGCCGCCCUGGCACGACACUGCUGCCACUGCGGCUAAGCAAAACAGCACGUGCUUCUUCAGGGAAAUCGUAG
Trypanosoma grayi is the source of this 1299-nucleotide messenger RNA. RefSeq lists its product as hypothetical. Gene Ontology annotation, cellular component: plasma membrane. The transcript has a single exon. NCBI's taxonomy places the organism in Eukaryota, Euglenozoa, Kinetoplastea, Trypanosomatida, Trypanosomatidae. The record is from RefSeq and is a predicted model, not a curated record. Bases 1 to 1299 code for a protein of 432 amino acids.